This is a messenger RNA of Benincasa hispida (wax gourd), 1370 nucleotides long. Its product is annotated as WAT1-related protein At5g47470-like. NCBI's taxonomy places the organism in Eukaryota, Viridiplantae, Streptophyta, Magnoliopsida, Cucurbitales, Cucurbitaceae. Gene Ontology annotation, molecular function: transmembrane transporter activity. The record is from RefSeq and is a predicted model, not a curated record. Gene Ontology annotation, cellular component: membrane.
UUUUAGGGUUUAAUUUCGGUUUUCAGCACUCAGAUAUAUAUAAAUAGACAGAAAACCAAGAACAGAGGCUAAAUCUGGAAUAUUCAUUUUUACCUUUUUUUAUUUUUUUUUCCUCUUCCGGAGUACGACGGACGACGGGAAUCGGAGUCGUUAAAGUGCGUCGGCGGCGGUGGGGCGAAAUCGUUGGGUAAGAACAGAAUGCAGAUUGAAUUAACGGAAAUGUGGUCGGAGAAAUUAGAAGAGAAAAGAGAAGGAAGGGUAGGUUGUUCGUAGAGAAAAGGGAGAAUCGAUUUGUGAGAAAGAUUGGAAGUAAUAAUGACCGGAGGAAUGGAAGAUGCGGCGGUGAUCGGAGGAUUGAUGGCGGUGCAGUUCGUUUACGCCGGAAAUUCGGUGUUGUUGAGUUAUUUGAUGUCGUUAGGGCUUAAUCCGCUCACCGUCGUUAUUUGUUUUGCCUCUGCAACUUCUCUGUUUCUCUCUCCUCUCGCUCUUUAUUUUGAAAGGAGCAAAUGGCCCAAGAAAUUGAGUUUCAAGUUGCUACUUCAACUUGUUCUCCUCUCCUUUGGCGGAGUAACUUUGUUCCAAACUCUGCUAUUAGAAGGGAUAAAGCUGACUUCUCCAGCCAUGGCUACUGCCAUGCCAAACCUUGCUCCUGGUCUCAUCUUUAUUAUUGCCUGGUGUUGUAGAUUAGAGAGAGUGAAACUUAGUUGUGUAUACAGCAAAGUAAAGAUUUUAGGGACAUUGCUUUGUGUAGUUGGUGCUCUAACAAUGAGCAUAAUGCAAAGCACCAUUACAAUACCAGCAAAAGAGCAAAUAAUAACAUCUCCACCUACCAUUGUUUUCUUCAAUAAGGAAAAGAUUGUUGGUUGUUUGUACUUAAUGCUGGCUGUCUUCAUAUUAUCAAGCGAUGUUGUCUUGAAGGCAACAGUCCUAAGUGAAUUACCAGCUCCAAUGUCAUUGAGUGCUAUAACAUCCUUUAUUGGAGUGUUCACCACUGCAGCUGUAUUGCUACUCCAAAAUCACAACUUACAAACAGAUUGGUCAAUUCUCAACAUUAAGGAUUUACUUUCCUAUUCUCUUUUGGGAGGAACAGUGAGUGGCAUAAGCUUGAGCUUCAAUGGAUGGGCAAUGAAGAAGAGAGGGCCAGUUUUGGUGUCAAUUUUCAGUCCUAUUGGAACAGUUAUCUCUGUCAUUCUCUCUGUCUUCUCAUUAGGAGACACCAUUUCUAUUGGAAGCCUUGCUGGUAUGUUCUUGAUGUUCUGUGGGCUCUACUUUGUGCUUUGGGCAAAAGGAAAAGAAGAUUAUUGUGAUGGAAGUGGCUAUCAAAGUGAUGACUUUGAUCUUGAGAAACCUUUACUCUCUUGAACUUUCAA